Molecule: messenger RNA, 379 nt
Organism: Lymnaea stagnalis (great pond snail)
Lineage: Eukaryota; Metazoa; Mollusca; Gastropoda; Lymnaeidae
Source: the annotation of a GenBank genome assembly
GAGGGAUUUUGAAAAACAAAGGAAACAUUUCUCCUACGAAGGGUGAAAGUGAGUCAAAACUUUGCGAAAACGUCACUUCUGGUAGAUGGGUGGGAGCGACCAAACAUUUGUUGAAAACCAACUUAAACCACACACCACUUGGGGAAAGUGUUAGGGUUGAGAUGAAUGAAAAUCAGAUCCCUGAUGACAGAGCGAUGGAACGUCGAAAUGAUAUAAUCAAGGGGGUUACAAUCCUGUCAAACAAUCCAGCUGCAACUAACCAGACAAGCAAUCCAGCAAAAAGUAAUCACUUUCAUGAACAUUUUCAAAAUGAACGUCAUAACGGCCGCUGCUCAUCGCGAGAUCAAGAAAAUGUUUUGAAUAAACGUCAACAUUCAGG